AUGUCGGAUGAUGCCCCUGUCUAUUCACUUGCAUCGAAUUGCAAUGAUCUCAUCCAAGGAUGCUUUGGUUUUGCCCAAAACGCCGGACCCUUCAUGAAGAGUUUGGUCGAGGAGUAUGAGAGACGCUUCGUUGCCUGGUGGCAAUCUUUGAAUGACCAUGCCUCGAACGAAAUGAGCCUGGAUGACAAGCUUCGGAAUCAUCCAACGAUUCGAGACAUACUUCUGCGUUUGUUGAUUAUCCUUCAAAUGAACCUGGAGCAGUUGCAGCAAUAUUUGAGAGCCCAAGCUGGCAAUACGCAACCGAUGGAAUCCAGCUCUGAUCUCGAUGGAACAGACCCGGGAAGGGCUGCAUACGUCCCCGCAAUUCCAGACGCGCUCGAAGACACAUUCGAGGCCAUUGAAGAAGCUCUCAAGGAAUUGUGUUAUUUCAGUGUUGCCAUGCGCGAGACUGGAAAAAAAUUCGAGACUAAGCGGGUUCAAGCCUUUGCCGCUACUCAUCUCGACUCGACCCAUUUUGAGAGAAUAGCUUUUUUGGUGGUUGAGACUCUCUAUCCGGAUGCUCCCGAGAGCCUUCAAUCGCAGCUAUGCAGGAGUAUGACUGAUCGUUAUCUGAGACUCAAGUACAAAGCUUUUCGACACGGUGAUCGAAACGCCAGUGAAUCUUCGGCGUUGCAUGGGCAUAAUCAGCAGGACCCAAUCAGGCCAAAUGCGGCAGAUCCAGUCGUCCCUCAGCAUGAAGAGCCUAGGGAAUCAAUUCGUGAAGACGCUGCCUAUACACCAGAACAACAACGAUUAAGCAUUGCGCCAACUUCUCUCAAUACCAAUAUGUUCAAUCUGCAACUAGCAGCUGCUCGUCAAACUCAAAGUCGGUCUGGUGCUACCACUGCCGUACUCUCAAGAUCUUCGGAACCAACUCCGCCAGAUUUCGCUGAGCAGAGUCACGUGAAAUGUCAAUGGUGCUUUGCAAGUAUUCCCAAAUCACUUGUGAGAGACGGAAAAUGGACAUCAUCCGGCAGACAGCACUAUCUCGAAGAUUUACAGCCAUUUGUAUGUAUCUCUGACGAGUGCAGCGAAGAUCCACGCGUUUUCUCCUCCACUGGGGAAUGGAAAGAGCACAUGAAAUCUCACAGUGCCUCAUGGUCUUGUCAAGUCCACAGAGUCCCGAUGUGGAGAUGCAAUCUUGACCAUCACGAGACUACUGCCCUAUUCCCAUCAGCUGACCACCUUCAUGAGCACAUCAAAGGAAUGCAUAGUGACAGGCUUGGACAAAAUGAAUCAAUAUCAGAUUACGCUGUCGUUGUAAAUCUUCCACGGCCUAUUGAUAUUUGCCCGAUCUGUGGAUAUUCAAUUAAUUCGCUAGAUGGCAGCGCGUUGACUGGAGACUCAUCCGCUUCAAAACGACCCAAAGAGCAGCAGACAGGAGCCUCCGUGAAGCGUCCCAAGAUCUCAAAUCCUGCUGGGUCGAAGGGCAAGACACCAAGUCUGCUUGGCCAGGACCAAGAAGAACAUGACUUUGAUGACAACUCCAUUGUUGUUUCCUCUGCAAUGGAGAAGCAUGUCCUGCGACACUUACAGUUCUUGAUGGUGCUUUCGCUGAAGCUCAAAGACAAUGUAACCGCAGAGCCAGGCCAUGACUAUGAAGAAGGAAGUGCAGAAAAGGUUGAGGUCAGCCACGGCACAUCCGAGGAAGGACGAUUGGAUGGAAGAGGCCUGGAUGAUAUGCCUCUACCCUCUGGCACGCCUUCUCAUAGAUCAAGCCUUGGAAUUGAACAAGAAGUUACUAAUCCACCUGACACGCAAUCUAGUGGGCACGCGCAGAUGGCAGCUGAAGAUCUGUUUUAUGACCAGAUUGCUGAAGCGCAGGUCACGUCUGACGCAGCUCUUGGGGGUCAAGACUUCCUCCCAAACGAUGAGAUCAGAAAAUUACUGAAAAAAGAAAACAUCGCAGUGGUAUUGGGAGAAAACAACCUGCAUACGACAGAGCAACUCGUCAACUUUGUGCUCAAGUCAGCAGGAAAGGUCUUUUUGACACUCGUCAAGAUCGGUAAGGUGUCAGCCCUCACGGAGCUUUUUGCCGAAAAUUUCAACGACAGUGGCCUUCCUGUCCAGCGGGUUGAGAGGGGAAGCAGGGCAGUCAUCUCUUUGGACGGGUCCAUCAAUGCCGCGAACACCAAACGCUGGAAUACAUUUCAGAAAUGGUCCAAUGGAGACAUAGACCAUUUCAUCAAUUCUCAGUGGUGCUUUCUUGCCCCAUCAUUUGGCCAAGGCGACUUUACUCGUGUCUUUGAUAAACAACAGCCACUGCCCUUCGCUACUCCCGGGGGCAUCACUGUUCAGAAGAGUGGCCAAUUCAGCUUGGUUCUCAAGGCCAGCAUCCAUCCAGCUCAUGCGGAUCCUGCUCUGUUUGAUAAUAUUGGUGCAAAAACGUCCGAGGUGGCAGUCAAGAUUUUCAACAGAGGAUAUGAUGAAGACUUUCGCAGAGAACAGGAAACACUAAAAAUCAUCAAGUAUCUGGAGCACGAUCAUCUGAUAAAACCCAUUGCGGCAUUUGAAAACGGAAAUCUCCAGUGCUUUGUUUUCCCAUGGGCUCCUGGUGGUAAUUUGAGGGACUACUGGAGCCGGACAGACUCUGGUGUUAGUGGAAGUCCCAGGCGAGAUAAAGAAGCGGUGCUUUGGACGUUGUGUCAGAUGCGUGGUAUCGCGAGUUGCCUCAAGACUCUCUGGAAUAUCAACUGCAGACACGGCGACCUCAAACCAGAAAACAUUCUGCUCAACGCCCAAGGCAAUCUCGUCAUUGCCGAUGUCGGACUAUCCAAGCUGUACCUCAUUACUACAGAGAUGCGGGAACACAGCUCGUCGGGAAGAUUUGCCACACGUCGAUACGCAGCACCAGAGAUUUACAUGGAUGACAGGCACAGGGCGCUUUCACGUGACUAUGAUAUCUGGUCGAUGGGUGUUAUCCUAUUGGAGUGGCUGACAUGGCUUGUUUAUGGGAAAAAGAGACUCCGCAGCUAUGCCACACUGCUUACACUAUGGACGCGCUCUUCGGGUGGAAUAUGUGUAGUCCAUCCAGAGGCUCAGAGCUGGAUUUCGAAUCUCCAACAUGACUUGGCACCCAAUACCGCGCUCAGAGACAUCGUCGACCUCAUUGAAAGUAGACUGUUAAAAGUCGAGCUUUCAGAUGGUAUCGAACGGCCACCACUUGGUCGGGCCAAAGCGACAUUUCUUGCAGAGCGCAUGGACGAUAUAUACUUUCGGGCGCUCGGAGAUGGAUCCUACGCCUAUGAUGCCAGGUUAUGGCAUCAGAGCCCGGUAGUGAAGGUUGAUGAUAUCGCCGCCAACACGCCAAUGUCUGACAUCAAAAUUGAUCCUACCGGGGAAUAUGCUAACUGGGAUGAUUUAUGGGGAUCUGAACCCGAUAAUGUCUUUGCAAACAAGAUUCUACAACAACUCGACUGGUCCAAAUUGACGCCUAGCUCGACAGCAUUAACCUUGUGCUCUUCAUGCCAGUCCAUGGAUAUCUUAUCUCCCAAAUUUGAGCUUCUCUUUGAGAUGAAGAUUCUGCAAAGCAAAGGUAAAGACUGUGAACUGUGCGAACUGAUCUACCAAUCAUUAUUGGCAUCAGGGGCAACCAGUGACAGCUCGGGUCGUUUGUUACGCAGAGGUCCGGCAUUAAAGACGGAACCUUCGGGGCCUCCAGUCAUGACGAUAUAUACUGAUCCUCAAGCAAAGCAGAGUCUACCGCCGUUCGUCCAGUUAGGCAUCCCACAACUUCCGUUACCAGUCAGCGACACACAGAUCGCCAUUCUGCGCGAAUGGCUGCGUACAUGCGACAACGAUCAUGAAUGCAUGCACCUAGCAAACCCUCGAGAGUCAAUGCCGACCAGACUAAUUUAUGUCGGCAGUUCAGCUAUGCCAGACUUACGACUGAUUGACUCGAAAGAUAUGAUGUAUGAGAGAUACGCUGCACUGAGCUACUGUGGGGGCAACAUACCACACUUCGCAAAGUUUUUUACAUAUCGUAGCAACAUUGAGCAGCUCAAGCUCAAGAUGAAUUUCGAUCACCUUCCACAAAACUUCAAGGAUAUGGUGGUCGUUGCCCGAGCCUUGGAUAUCAAAUACAUAUGGAUUGACUCGAUCUGCAUCAUCCAGGACGACGCGGCCGACUGGAAGGUAGAGGCUGGAGAUAUGGAAAACGUCUUCGGCGCGGCAUAUUGCACAGUAGCAGCCUCAUCGGCGGAAUCCCCCUUGGCUGGCUUCAUCCACAAACGAAAAGCUCGGCCGUGUGUACUCUUACCGUCUGAUGGGGGGAAAUUUUAUCUCUGUCAAGCUAUCGACAAUUUCCACCAAGACAUAGAAAAAAGUGUCUUGAACACACGCGGAUGGGCGCUCCAGGAGCGAGCGUUAUCCCGAAGGACGAUCCAUUUCUCAAAGGCUCAAGUCUACUUCGAAUGCGGACAUGGAGUCCACUGCGAGACCUUGGCAAAAAUGCGCAAACAUAGUUUGUUAGGAGAUGCUCAUUUCCCCCAAUCGGCCAUGAAAUCUUCAAAGGGUCAACGACAAUUGCUCUUCCAAGAACUGUAUUCCAACUAUUCCAGGCGCAUAUUUAGCUAUCCCAACGACCGAUCUGUCGGUCUGCUUGGAUUGGAGCAGCGCCUGGCGCGGACCUUCAACACCGAGGCCGACUACGGCAUCUUUCAAAACUACUUGCAUCAAAGUCUCUUGUGGAGAUCAGAGUCCGAGGCGACAAUGAAGCCAAUUCUAUACACAGACGCCAGCGUCCCCUCCUGGUCCUGGAUGGCAUACACUGGUGCCGUCAAGUAUGUUGAUGCGCCUGUCAAUGGUGUGCAAUGGAAUACCGACAAUCCCAAAGAUCCUUUCUUACACGGUCCUCUCCGGUGCAGUACAAGGAUCAAUGAGAAAGAAAAGGCAAUCGAGCUUGAAGCUAUUGCAAGACAAUUCGAUCUCAAUUCGUUUGGUGUGGCUGAAAGAUUGACACGCUGUGUGUUCGACACAGAGUCGGUCCGAGAUCUGACCCAUCUUCGGUGUGUCGUGCUAGGAAAAGAUAACCUAGGGAAAGAACACGAGAGGAAUGUUUACGCUCUAAUCAUCAAGCCAGUUUUUCUGGAAAAACCGAAUGCUAUAUGGAAACGUGUUGGUGUAGCCGUACUUUUGUCUUCUCAUUUUCUCGAGGCUCCCAGAGAAUUUAUUCUCCCAAUCAUCAGCGAAGGCUCGAUAAAACACAACAAAGCACCUCACAAGUUUAAAACCAGGUAUAUGAGUGCCUGA
Messenger RNA from Pestalotiopsis fici W106-1, 5289 nucleotides. RefSeq lists its product as uncharacterized. The record is from RefSeq and is a predicted model, not a curated record. Gene Ontology annotation, biological process: protein phosphorylation. NCBI's taxonomy places the organism in Eukaryota, Fungi, Ascomycota, Sordariomycetes, Amphisphaeriales, Sporocadaceae. The coding region runs from base 1 to 5289 and encodes 1762 amino acids. Gene Ontology annotation, molecular function: ATP binding; protein kinase activity. The transcript has 9 exons.